AGGGGGCGGGGCGCGCCGCGCCGGGGACGACGUCGGGGGCGCGCCUAGCGGCGGCGGAGCGCGAGCACCAUGGAGGAGGCGGCGGACGGGGCCCGGCAGCAGGAGCGGCACUACCAGCUGCUGUCGGCGCUGCAGGGCCUGGUCAAGGAGCUGCCCAGCUCCUUCCAGCAGCGCCUGUCCUACACCACGCUCAGCGACCUGGCGCUGGCGCUCCUCGACGGCACCGUGUUCGAGAUCGUGCAGGGGCUGCUGGAGAUCCAGCACCUCACCGAGAAGAGCCUGUACAACCAGCGCCUGCGGCUGCAGAACGAGCACCGAGCGCUCAGGCAGGCUCUGCGACAGAAACACCAGGACGCCCAGCAGGCCUGCCGGCCCCACAACCUGCCUGUGCUCCAGGCGGCCCAGCAGCGGGAGCUAGAGGCAGUGGAGCACCGGAUCCGUGAGGAACAGCGGGCGAUGGACCAGAAGAUCGUCCUGGAGCUGGACCGGAAGGUGGCGGACCAGCAGAGCACACUGGAGAAGGCAGGGGUCGCCGGCUUCUACGUGACCACCAACCCACAGGUGGAGGCCAGGCUUCGCUGGAAGUCAGCCCCAUGGGCUCCCUGCCUGGUGCUCUCUAGGCCCUGAUAUGUGCCCUGGGUGCUUGGAGAAAGGAGGCUGCUUCCUGAGGCCUCUGCCAGGGCUGAAGGAGACCUCACGGGGGCCCCUCUGCAUCCCAGGAGCUGACGCUGCAGAUGAACCUACUGGAACUCAUCCGGAAGCUGCAGCAGAGGGGCUGCCAGGCGGGGAAGGCGGCACUGUGAGCAGGCAGGGCUCCUGCCAGGGACCCGCUCCCCAUCGUGGCCAGGAAGACGGCCCUGUCUCAGUCACCUAAGGCAGCAGAAGGCUGAGUGGCACGCGUCCUCCUGAAGUCCGGCCACCGCCUUCCCAGCUGCCUGCAGGCGGGGGCUCCCUGUGGGGAGGAGCCAGGUGGACCUGGGCUGCACCCGCCACCCACCUUCAGCUGGUUUUUGUCCAGCGCCAGCGUGGGAGGGCGGCGGGGAGAGCGGGCCCAGCCUCCCACCUGUCUGCCCCAGGCUUCUGACGUGUUCCGCUCUCGGCCCCUCCCUCGGCAGGUGCAGCCCCCGAGUGCGGAGGCCUCCCAAGCUGUGUGUGACCACGAAAAAUAAAGUCGCCUCAGCGUGGCCUGCA
Molecule: messenger RNA, 1191 nt
Organism: Hippopotamus amphibius kiboko
Lineage: Eukaryota; Metazoa; Chordata; Mammalia; Artiodactyla; Hippopotamidae
Gene: DGCR6L
Product: DiGeorge syndrome critical region gene 6 like
Exons: 5
Coding region: 70-627 (185 amino acids)
Source: RefSeq, a predicted model, not a curated record